Molecule: messenger RNA, 672 nt
Organism: Aspergillus steynii IBT 23096
Lineage: Eukaryota; Fungi; Ascomycota; Eurotiomycetes; Eurotiales; Aspergillaceae
Exons: 5
Coding region: 1-672 (223 amino acids)
Cellular component (GO): plasma membrane
Molecular function (GO): acetate transmembrane transporter activity
Source: RefSeq, a predicted model, not a curated record
AUGGCUAGGUACCAUCUAGCCAACCCAAACUCCAAGAGUCCACUAGGAUUUGGUGGCUUUGCAACUACCCUGAUGACCCUUUCGCUCUCGAUGAUGGGCUUUCGGAGCGUUUCCAACCAGACAGUAUUCAUUGGAAACCUUUGCUUCCUAGCAGGGGUAGGCCUCUUGAUAUCUGCGCAAUGGGAGAUGGUGAAGGGAAACACUUUUACGUACACCGUUCUCUCCGCAUUCGGAUUUUAUUAUGGCGGUUACGGCGUAAUGCUGAUGCCCUCGCUCGGUGUUAUAGAGUCCUAUGGCGGAGAAACCGCCGAAUAUCAUAGCGCCUUUGCGUUCUAUCAGCUAAUUUGGUGUUUUCUGAAUUUCUUUUUCUUGCUUGCCGCUUUGCCAACGAAUGUCCCGAAUAUUGUCGUCUAUGCUGCCUUGGAACUGUGCUAUAUCUUUAACUGUACGGGCCAGUUUAUGCGGGCAGAUGGCAGGUCGGCUUUAGCUGAGGCUUUCACAAAGGUGGCUGGUGCCUUUGGCUUCGUAUCGGCAGUGGCUGGCUUCUAUCUGCUGGCACAUGGUUUGUGUCAGGAGACAUUUCCAUUUGAAAUUCCCUUGUGUGAAACCCGUGGACUUUUUCGGCGUGCAGUUUCGGUCGGUGAGAAGGGUGAUGGCAUGAGUUCUGUUUGA